Molecule: messenger RNA, 4999 nt
Organism: Cygnus atratus (black swan)
Lineage: Eukaryota; Metazoa; Chordata; Aves; Anseriformes; Anatidae
Gene: WRN
Product: WRN RecQ like helicase
Exons: 32
Coding region: 1102-4851 (1249 amino acids)
Biological process (GO): double-strand break repair via homologous recombination; DNA replication; telomere maintenance
Cellular component (GO): cytoplasm; chromosome; nucleoplasm
Molecular function (GO): four-way junction helicase activity; 3'-5' exonuclease activity; nucleic acid binding
Source: RefSeq, a predicted model, not a curated record
GGAUUUUACUUUGCGCGUGAGGAGCUUCCCAAAGAGCCAUCAGCGUGAGGUGCACUGAGGUGUGGGACCGAGGCAAUGGGCAGCUGAGCCAUGUGGGGUAACCCGCUGCUUCAGCGGCACGCAGCUGCACCGUGCCACAGCUCUCAGCCCGGGUCUUGUUCCUGCAGGCGUCACUGAGCUGCUCUCGGCUUUCCCCAGUUCAGAAUUCCUCUGAUGCACAGGUUUCUGCUUUAGGCUGACUGUGUGCUGAAAUAGAGAAGCUUCCAAGGCAUCCUGACCAAAUCUGAGUGACUUGAACAAAUCGUUGUCAAUCGCUUCUUAGACUCUCCUCAAAUUUCUGCGGCGUGGAAGUGCCGCAGCAUUUAAAAUAGCGUUGAGGGGCUUCUGACACUGUCAAAACCGCAUGUUUUCCCUAACCUUGGUAUUGAAAGCAGUUGAAUCUCUUGGCCUGUGAGAAUCCAAAGAAAUUAAACUGAGGUGAACAUUCAGCCUGCGCGCUGUCAGCCUGAGUGCUUGGAGUUUGGCAAAGAGAUGGGAGCGUGAACCCAAGAACAAAACAGAGGGGAACCCACAAAGGAGAGGUAUUGCUCUGCUGUUAGCCGAGUGAUUUGUGUUUUAUGACAUCCACUAUAAUAAUAAUAAAGUAAAUACCCAGCUCUGUGCAUGGAGCAUGCAAGGCUCCGGUCCUGAGUCCGUUACAAGCUUGCUGGGUGUGGCGUUUGGUGGUGGCGGGGCUGCUGCGUCUCUGUGCCAGGGUUACAUGUGGCUGGCAACAGAGCCUCUUCCAACUGUUGUUCGGCAGAGGUGCGAGGUGCAGAGGAGCCUCCUGGAGGACGGGCUGCCCUUCCUCGAGUUCUGCGGCUCCAUCGUUUACAGCCACGAGGCCAGCGACUGUUCCCUUCUCUCGGAAGAUAUCAGCUGAAGUGUAAGGAAAUAUGGAGCCUAAAUGGUUUGGUAAAACACCUUUUUGGGAAGCAGCUUCUGAAAGAUAAGACUGUCCGCUGCAGCAACUGGGAAAAGUUUCCACUCAAUGAGGAGCAGAAAUUGUAUGCAGCCACAGAUGCGUAUGCUGGCUUCAUCAUUUAUCAAAAACUGAAAAAUAUGAAUAGCAACGACAGGAAAUUAUUUGGGGAAAGAAGAGGUAACGUGUCAGAUGAUGUGAAGGAGCACCUGGCCUCACUAGCUGAAGAGAUGGUGUACCUGGCUUCUCGGAUCCCUGACUCAUCCGGACAACCUGGAAGCUUGCAGAGGGCUGCGGAAAUACUAGCUGACAUUUCAGAGAAUGUAAAAGCCUUAAGAAGCACUCUGCUUGCUGCUUCAUGUUUCCCUUCUGUACUGGAGAGGAGCUGUGGUGAAGCUCCAACAAAACUUGAAGUGGAAGCAGCAAGCGUUGAAGCACAAAAAGCUGAAAUCCCUGAACUUGCUAAAAAACUUGAAGGUGACAUCAACAUCUGCUCUGAUGCUACGCUAGCUGGCCUCUGGGAGGGAGAUGUUGAUGAAGGAGAAGCAGAGAGAGGUAACGCUGCUGUGGGAGAUGGGGAGGAAGCAGCUGGCUCUAAGGACAGAGCAGACAGAAAUGACUUCAUGUCGCUAGACAUUACUGAGCAAGAACUUCAGAUGUUGGAACAUCAGGCUGCAGAAGAAUAUCUCAACAAAACCGUGCCUGAGGAGGAAUGUGCCACAGAUAACAAACAUAAUAUUUCCUGUGUCAUUGAAAGCGAUGAAGAACUGGAAAUGGAGAUGCUUAAGUCUUUAGAAGAUGUAGACAGUUCUAAAGGGAUUUUGACUGAAAGUGAGUCCAGUAAAGCAAGGAAAACUCCGGAUGACACAGAAUUGAACAUUGCAGCAGAUGGAGAUGGAGAUGAAGAUGAAGGCAUUGAAGAAGAGGAGGAGGAAUGUUGGGAUCCGUUGCUGCCAGUACCUAGUGAAAUCCAGGUCACAUGUCUGAAGACUUAUUUUGGGCAUUCUUCUUUUAAACCGGUCCAGUGGAAAGUGAUCAGUUCUGUUUUGGAAGACAAAAGAGAUAAUCUUGUUGUAAUGGCAACUGGAUAUGGGAAAAGUUUGUGCUACCAGUUUCCUCCUGUUUACACUGGAUGUACUGGAAUAGUCAUCUGUCCUCUUAUUUCCUUGAUGGAAGACCAGGUACUGCAGCUGACAAUGUCAGGGAUUCCAGCUUGCUUGCUUGGUUCGGCUCAGUCGAAAAACGUCAGAGAUGGCAUUAAAGCGGGUCAAUACAGAGUCAUAUACAUGACACCUGAGUUCUGCUCAGGGAAUUUAGAUCUACUUCAGGAUCUUGACCAAGCUAUUGGUAUUGCCCUUAUAGCUGUUGACGAAGCUCACUGCAUUUCUGAAUGGGGCCACGACUUCAGAAAUUCCUUCAGAACCUUAGGCUCACUAAAGAAGACUCUGCCAAUGGUUCCCAUUGUUGCUUUAACUGCCACUGCAAGUCCCUCGAUUAGAGAAGACAUAGUGAAUUGCCUGAACCUGAAGAAUCCCCUGGUCACAUGUACGAGCUUUGACAGACCGAACCUGUACUUAGAAGUUGGACGACAGAGUGGAAAUAUCCUUAGGGAUCUGAAGCAGUUCCUUACUAGGAAAGGAAGCAGUUCUGAGUAUGAGUUUGAAGGCCCUACCAUCAUCUACUGCCCUUCAAAAAAGGCCACAGAAAAAGUUGUGUCUGAACUGACUAAACUCAAUGUGCUCUGUGGCAUGUACCAUGCUGGAAUGGGAAUUCAAAAAAGGAGAGAGACCCACCACCAGUUCAUGCGGGAUGAAAUUCAGUGUAUUGUGGCUACAGUGGCAUUCGGAAUGGGCAUCAAUAAAGCAGAUAUCCGGAUGGUUAUUCAUUACGGUGCCCCUAAGGAAAUGGAAUCCUAUUAUCAAGAAAUUGGGAGAGCUGGUCGCGAUGGGCUUCCUGCUUCUUGUCAUGUCUUGUGGGCUCCAGCAGACUUGACUUUUAACAGACAUCUUCUAACUGACAUACGCAGUGAAAAGUUCCGAUUGUACAAACUGAAGAUGUUGGAAAAAAUGGAGAAGUACCUUACCUCAAAUAGCUGCAGGAGGAAAAUCAUUCUGUCUCAUUUCGAAGACAAACAACUCCGAAAGGUCUCCUCUGGCAUCAUGGGCACAGACGAGUGCUGUGAUAACUGCAGGUGCAGAACCUCCUGUCUUGCGACCUCCAGUGACUCAGAAGGAGGCUUACAGGACUUUGGAAAGCAAGCAUAUCAGCUGCUGUCUGCAGUGUGCGCCCUGGAAGAGAAGUUUGGAACUACAGUUCCCAUUUUGUUUCUACGAGGAUCUAAUUCCCAGCGUCUGCCAGAGAGGUACCGAAAGCAUGCUCUUUACGGUAGUGGGAAGGACUUGACAGAGAGCUGGUGGAAGUCACUCUGCCAACAGUUGAUAAUGGAAGGAUUCCUCAAAGAAGUCUCUGGGCGUAGCAAGUUUAUGACCACGUGUGGGCUUACCCAGAAGGGAAGAAAUUGGCUUUUGAAAGCUGGAUCUACCUCAAAUCCAAGUCUUCUGUUACAGUCCAAUGAAGACUUAAACCUACAGAGACCUCCUAGAAGUAGAUCUUCACCUGUGGUGUCAAUGCAGGGCUCCCUGAGCACAAAAGGAACAAAGCAGUCACCAGUCAAGCAGAUAUCUUUGUAUGAAAUGUUUUCAUAUGAGAAAACAGCUGGAAUGCCUUCAAGAAGGAAUACCAUGCUUAACAGUUUCCCGGAGCACUCGCCUGUGAGAUCUCCUUUGAAGUCCCGAGAACCUGUUUCAUCUCCGGAAAAAGAACUAGAGACUGCUCUGUAUGGCAAGCUGUUGACUGCUAGACAGACAGUAGCUAAUGAGAAGGCAAUUCCUCCAGCUGUCUUGGCAACCAACAAGAUCCUGGUGGAGAUGGCCCGAAUAAGGCCUACAACUGUUGAGAAUGUGAAGAGGAUUGAAGGUGUAUCUGAAGCAAAAUCAACCAUGUUGGUCCCUCUCCUGGCUGAAAUUAAGGACUUCUGCAAAGUGAAUGGUUUGCAGACGGACGCAUUCCCUACAUCUGGACCUACAGAUCAGAAAGAGGCAUCUCACCGGAAGCAUGCUAGAGCCCUUUCUCCCUCAGAGCAUGUCACAUACGUCUUGUUCCAAGACAAAAAUCUCUCCGUGAGGACUAUAAGUGAGACCAGAUCUCUUCCUCUUUCUGAGAUUGGCACUCACCUGCUCCAGGCGAUGAAAGCUGGCUAUCCUGUCAACCUGGAGCGAGCAGGUUUGACUCCUGAAGUUAAACAGAUCAUUUCUGAUGUUAUCCGUAAUCCUCCUAUUGACUCAGACACCACCAAAAUUCAAGCAAUUAGGACACUUGUUCCUGCAAAUAUUGAACUGUAUCUCAUCCAGAUGGCUAUUGCAUUAUUGGAGAAAGAGAAUGGAAAUAAGGCUCAGCGUGGGUCAGGUGUUAAAAGGGUGUUGGUAUGGUCGGAUGGGCAGCAGGAAAAAAGAGGAGCAGACCAAGCAAGCAAGGAAGAUGCUUUGUGGAGUGAAAGAAAGGGUAAUUUGAUCAAUCCUGUGCUGAAGGAAGGAGCUGAAAAAACAAAUCCACAAGUGCUGCCCUCAGCUUCGGCGCAGAGCACAGAUGACACCCAGCCAGGUGACAGGGGUGCAGCGGGUCACACGAAGCCCAUCGCAUUGGCCUCCUGGAACCAGCCAGCCCUCAAUCCUGAGGAGGAGGAACUGUUUGCUGACUCUCAGCCAAAGAGUUCACAACCCCCUUGUAAGAGGAAGGUGCCUGCAUGGUUUGGAGCCUCGGCAGCCCCUGUUGUGCCUGUGCCCCAGACCAAGAAACCCAAAGCGGACACAAGAAAAGGAAUCUUUAACUGAAGAUUUAUUUUUUGUAAGAAGUGUACGUGUACAAAUGUUAGAUGUAUUAUGACAAACUACUUUAUACGGAGCAAUAUUUUAUAUGUAGCACUGAUGCCUGAUUUUGCUUGAUCUAUGCUUUUUUUUCACUGUGUGAAAGUCUUAUUAA